Molecule: messenger RNA, 5464 nt
Organism: Cephus cinctus (wheat stem sawfly)
Lineage: Eukaryota; Metazoa; Arthropoda; Insecta; Hymenoptera; Cephidae
Product: VWFA and cache domain-containing protein 1
Exons: 8
Coding region: 229-3732 (1167 amino acids)
Cellular component (GO): voltage-gated calcium channel complex
Molecular function (GO): voltage-gated calcium channel activity
Source: RefSeq, a predicted model, not a curated record
AUCAGUAAAUAUGUAGUUCACGUAGAUACUUAAAAAAUAGAAUGUCGAAAAUGUUUUUAUUUAGCUCUCUCUGAGAUCUCGAGAAAUCAUAUAAAAGAUAGUCAGUCGUAUCAAUCUUUGAAAACCUGUGAGUUAUGUGAAAGCAACAUGAGGCACGAUAAUUGUAAGGAAAAAAACCCCUAACGAGAUCGCUGAAGACGCUGUCAACCUUCAAUAAAGCCGCACAGGAUGGCUGUCAAUGGAAUUCUCUAUUUCAUCUUGGCAUACUCGAUGUUAAUAUAUGUCGAGGCCAAUGAUGAACAAGAUUCAACAAUCAAGUGCCAGUUUGGCAAGCCACUACGUAAUCAAAUUGAGGCAGAACCCCUUGAUGGAACGUGCCUACGAGAAAUUGUAGUUGAGUUCUCGAGAGCCCUUAGCUCUAUCAGUGAUGAGGAACUUGGAGUGACUGCUUUUCAAGGAAUGUUAGACAAACUGCAAUAUGUCAAUGUUUCGACUGGCUUAGAAGAAAAACUUGGUAUACUAGUAGAUAAGCUGAAUGCUAAGUUAAAGUCCUAUGUUGAUCUAAUCAGACGUAGUAAUGAUGUUAUUCAACCAAUUUUGUUAAGAAAACAAAAUGAUAUCAUUUAUCCCAGUCAAAAUAUUAGACUCGAACUUACGCAGAAUAGAGUGACCGAUAUUUGUUCUCAAAUUGUAGCUGCAUUAGCUACAAAUUUGAGAGGACAAGAAUGGAAGUAUUUGCAUGUUUUACCAGUAAACCAGCCAGGAACAAUGUGUGGUCCACCAAGUCUGGCUCAUAAUAUUGGUCCAUUGUUACUUUCCCGGUGUAGUUCUAAGAAUGUCAUUUUGUUAUUGGAACAUGGCAUAUUUAUGUCAGAGGGAGAUCUCGCCUUAGCUCAAAUAACUGCCAAAACAGUGGUAGAUAUGUUAUCAGAAACAGAUCAUGUCAGUGUUGUUGGUCUUGUAGGCCAUGGAUCCAUACACUGUAAAGAGGGUCUCUUAAGAGCAACAGAUAUCAAUAAGUUACAAUUAGCAAGACAUAUUGAAAGUAUAACGCGAACUGAAUCAAAUGAAACACUGAGCAUAGAUUUUAAAAGAUUAAUGAAAAAUAUCACAGGAGAAAUAGUUGUAAUACAUCUGACAAACACAUUGAACAGUACUUCAAAUGUUAAAAACAUUAUAAAUACAAUGUUUUCAGAUAAACUAAUUACACACUUACGCACAAUUCUUAUCCUCUCUGAUAUGAAACCUCAUUCACGUAUGAAGGAAAUUUACAAAAACGACAAUAUCAUUACUUUGCCUACACAAAAUGUACUGGGAUAUGAAAUAGCAAGACUGUUUUCUGGCCUAAAGUGCAUAAAUGAACAGCGAAAGGAUUAUUACCUAUCAGAUCCAUAUUUUGAACCUUAUAGUAAAACAAUGACUCUAUCUGUGGGACAAAUAACAAAUGUCGCCCUUUUAUCACUGGAUGUCAAGUUAAGAGACUUUCUGGAAGACAUAACUUACUUUCACGCUGGUUCAAACGCCUAUGGAAUUCUCUUUGAUAAGAAGGAGAUAGUCUGGAUGCAUAAGAAUUUUCCUAGAAUGGAAACAAUGAUGGAGCAACCAUUAAAGGUUUAUUUGCGCAAUAUUGAAAAUAUCGAACCGGGAAUGAUACAAAAAAUGAUGAACGAAUUUAAAGGCUCCAUUAAUGUUAAAACAAAUUUAGGAAUUGUGAAACGAUUCACAUGGAAACAUUUAUCCUAUGACGACAUCAUAGUUUGCAUAGUGUCUGAAAAUUAUAAAAAUUUACUGGUCACGAGAUCCAUACCGCCCUUACCACCAAACAUUUUGCAUCACAGACUUGAUCUAAUGUCACAGUCUAUUGUUAAUAAGGAUAUUCUAUGCACAUAUCAGAACAGAAUAGCUACACUGUCGACAGGCGUUGUGUAUCUUGCACCAUGGUGUUUUCAAUCUCCAAUGGAGCAAUUAAAAUUAUUGGAAACUGGUUCAGCAGUAACCGUACAAAGUUAUAUGGCAUAUAUAAAAGAUUCCACAAGGCUUCUAGCUAAUCCUGGUUUACAUCCUUCCGUCAGACCAGACGUAGCUACGUUGUCCCUGAUUUUAAAUCAUUUUAAACAACGCCACAUGGAUAGCGUCUUAAAUAAGUUUAUUGUUAGAAGGUACGUAGUUGCCACAGGAAGUGGAGUACUGGAAGUGUAUCCAGGUAUGGUUUUGGAUUCUGGUCUAGAUCCAAAAAGAAGAGCUUGGUAUGGAAAAGCAAUGGAACAUCCUGGAAAAUUAGUCUUGAGCACACCGUACUUAGACGCUGGUGGAGCAGGAUACAUAGUGACAUUAAGUCACACAGUUUACAAAAGUCAAAAUUCAAAUGUGCCACAUACUAGCAGUGACCCUAUCUUAGCCGUUUUAUCACUGGACGUAACAAUGGGUUAUAUUUCACGGCUUUUAUCAGAGAUGUAUCCCUUCUGCGACAAUUCGAAUGUUAAAUGUUUUCUAAUGGACGACAAAGGAUACCUGAUAUCUCAUCCGUCCCUUCUGGAUCCAACGAGCAAAGUGGAACAGCAACACUUAACUCACAAGGAACUUCUGGUGGCUACCGAUAUUUUAGAUCACAAAUACUUUGUCAAGAAGAAACUGUGCGCUAGCUACUUAGAUGGCACUACACAAAGAUACUAUCAGUUCAAUACAUCCUUGGAAGAGGUCCUUACAAAUAUUAUUCAUGGUGAACAUUGCGUAAAGUAUCAAAUUGCAGCUGUUCCUGGCACCAAUAUGUUCCUUGGAGUUGUCAACGUGACUUGUAAUAUCCUCAGGGCUUUCUGCCCGUGCAGUACAAUGGAUAGAUCUUGUUUAAAUUGCCAAAGGAUGGAACAGACAGAGUGUGAAUGUCCUUGCGAAUGUGCUCUGUACUCCGCAGGCUGUACCCAGUACAAUAUCAGUGGACUAGAACCUUGUCCAGCUCCGUAUGAACAAGGAGUAAGUUUACAAACACCCUGGGCACAGUCAGUUUCACUGAAAUCAUGUCCGUCCUUCAAUUGCAAGGCCUAUGAGACUAUGCAAGAGUGCUUAGGAGUUGUGGGUUGUCAAUGGUGUUUUAUUGACAGCGACGGUGAAAGUUUACUGCAGACACCAUUUUGCUCUGACAUGUCUCUUUGCUUCAAAGGGAUCUUUGGAUCUCUAAUACCUUACGGAGAUGGGACUUACAAUUCUCAUUCUACAGAUGAAAUAAUGUCUCGUGAGUGGCCUUCAGUGGGUCCAGUCGCCGGUGGAAUACUGGCUUUUGUACUUGUUCUUGGCAUCACGCUCUUUUGCUAUAGACUGCGUACCGUCCAGUCAGGAUUAGAACAUCAGUGCCUGCAUGUGCAUACCGCGCCAGAUACAUUGCGCAUGUCACAUUUAGAUGGCGAUGCUGAACCCAUGGAAUUGGAUCAAACAAAGGGCAAUCUGGAUUCUCUUCUUAGGGAUGCUGUAGCACCAAUCUCGCCUUAUAGGGUAUCUACCAAUUAUAGAAGACCUCCUGGUGGUGAUAGUGAUCAUGGCUAUAGCACAAUGACACCACACGAUGACUCCGAGCAACAACCAUUUGCUGAGCCGUUGCUCAUCGUUGGAGGAAGUACCGAGCCUGAUCUCGUGAGACAAAUUGUCACUCCGCCAUCCCCAACAACACAUCUUGGUUCUCCACAUCAUGUUCUGGCACCUGUCACUGUACAUCGUAACAUGGAAACAAAUUAUUGUUAGCGAUUAGCCAUCGACUUGGCUAAACUCCAGGUAAGCUGUGCACUUUGAUGAUUUCUACAUUAUGUUCUUUCAAAAGGAUGAGUUACAUUAUAAUGACAUUGCCUGAUACCCAAACAGUGUACAACGAGAAUCAAUCUUAGCACAAUCCAAUGGAAAGGGAAUUAAACUGUCGAAGCUCUGGCAACUUGAUUCCUUGCAGCUAUAAUUUGUUUACUUAAUUAAAAAAGUUUAAAUUAAAGUUUGUCACAUUUCACCAUCGGUUAUUGUAUAGGCAGCAUACUAUUUUGUACUUCAAUAUUUUUCUCACAAACCCAGUCGACUUAAUUCUUACUAUUGCAAUGGUCACUUACUAAUUAUUAUUGAUAAGUUCUAAUUUCCUUAUUAAUUAGUUCAUAUAUGUGUAGCAUAAUAUUAUUCCAUUUACAAGUGACAGAAAUAGGUGCUACAAAGCCAUUACUACAAAGUCAAGUGCGAUGUUAACUCUUCUAGUUGUAUUUAUCCAACAAUCGGUGUAUGUUUUAAGUCCGUGACACGGAAAGCGUUUUAUUCUUCUUUAAAUUAAUGAUAAAUCAUUAGAGUUUAGUUUAUUUUUUACGAAGAUAUAUAAUAUUUGUAAAUUAUUUCCAUAUCAUCACACUCCUUAUAUUAUUCUCUUUUUCUCUCAAUGAUCUUUUAAUUUCGUUAUUGUUCUUUUUUUCCCAAGCCGCUUUGACAUUUUCAUUUUCAUAUAUUCUGUCUAUGUACAUAAUUUACUCACAAAAUCAUGUUUUAUCAUAACAUUCUGUUUUACACUAUCACGCGGCAAAUCUGACUUUCAACCGAAACUCGAUGAUACCCAUAAAAGUUGAGCAUUUGAAGCAACAAUAUUUUCAUAGAUCACAGAAAACGCGGGCCCAACUUUACAAAUCGGAAUUAAUCCAACAGACUGAAUUAAUAAAAACGGUGACGUAAAUUAGUAUGUAAGGAAUAGAAGGAAUUUAUAUACCGUAUUUUACAGAACUUAAUCAUUAAGUAAAUUGGUAACAUUUUACCAUUGUGCAGCAGCCGCACAAGAAUAAAUUGACCAAUGCGUAUAUUUUAUGUACAAAUACGUAAAAUAAUUGUUAAAUAAUCUAACACGUGAAACGUACAAAUGAUUAUUCGAUUAGUAUAGUACUCAAUCAGGAUUCUUAUGCAUGUGAUAAGUGAUCGUGUCACGCUAUUUACGAAAUUACUAUUUGCAAUGGAAUUGUACGAAGACAAAUAUAUCUUCUAUUUUUUUUAACUCACAGCAUUGCGCAAAUGUGCGUCAACAUAGUAUGAUCAAAAUUAUAUUUACAAUUUAUAAGUGCACUGCACAUUUCUUUUUUCAUACAGUUAACAAAAAACCCAGUGACUCUUGAUUUCGCGUGAAACUUUGAGAAGCUCUCACGUCAUUCUUAAGUAUUUCUGUAAGGUAUAGUUAUAAAAUAAGUACAAUAUAGUCCAGUAUUUAGUCUUAUCUUCCAAUAGUAAUUCUUUAAUAGCGUAUGGUAUUAAUAUUUCGUAUAUAGUAAUCCCUAUAACCAAUUGCCGUGGCAGCUUAUGUCUUGCCAGUAAUUUACUGCCAUUUUAUAAGUAUACUAUGCAGUUAACGCGAACAAAGUUAUUACAAGUAACAUAAAGUAUCUUUGCUAGAAAUCUUACGUACAGGAAGUACGCAAUUUUUAUAUGUUGUAUCUGUAUUUUUAUUAUUAAAUGAUUUUACAUGAAA